UUGUCAUGUUGGAAGUCUGAAAAUUUCAUCGAAGUUUGUUUCACGAUUCCUGUUGUUUUAUUCACUUUACGAGUGAAUACAUUUAUUUCGUUUAUGUAGACGGACUCGUGUGUCAUAAUUCAGCACCCAGAUAAUGUUAUGAUAAUAGUUUGAGUGUGUAGAAUAAGCGAAAUUGAUGUUGUAAGUCGAAAUGGCUCGUAAUAGAUGUGACGGGUUGUUAGCUCGAGUCGAUUUUCCUCUGUAUACUCUUCAAACGCUAACAAAUCGGCAUGUGAUUGUGGCAGGAGGCGGAGGAGCCUCAAACACAGGCGUCGCUAAUGGAUUCGAGAUAUUUGAAUUGUCACAUAAUGGUACAAGAUUUGUGGCCGAAGAGGUGAUGAGGCAUGAAACAGGCCCUAAUGUUGUGAUGACCUGCGCGGUGCGGAGCAUACAGAACAGGACGUACCUGACAGCAGGCCAGGAGAGCCACUGCCAGCUGUACAAGGUCAACAUCCGCAUGGUGGACGCGGCUGAGAUGCGCAGAGGCAGCUUCCGCGCUGAGAAUGGUCUUGUCCGGAGAAGGCGGCGGACGGUGUCAGAAAAUGACAACAUUUCCAAAAAAGAUAGCAAUAGCAACACAACAGAAAAGAGAAUAUCGUUUGAAAUUAGGCCAAGUGAUAGUGUGCAAACAGAUUUUGGAGACGACCCGCUGCAGCGGGUGGUGCGCAUCAGCCACGACGGCAAGCUGAUGGCCACAGGCGGCAUCGACGGCAAGGUCCGCGUCUGGGCCUUCCCCAAGAUGGAGCUGCUGUAUGUGCUGGAGGGACACACUAAAGAGCUGGACGACUUAGACUUCAGCCCGUGCGACACCGCGCUGGUGUCCAUCGCCAAGGACGGGCUGGCCAACGUGUGGGCCACGGGGGCCCCGGCGGCGGGGGCCCCGGGGGCCCCGAGGGCCCCGCUGCUGCAGCUCACGUGCACGCCGCCCAACGGGACCAAGUACCUCUUCCGGAGGUGUAGGUUCGGAUUAAUAGAAGACAAGCCAAACGAAUACCGAAUGUUCACGAUCGCGAACCCGCUGACGCGCUCGGGCAAGCAGAAGGGCCUGCUGCAGCUGUGGACGCGCUCGGGCUCGCUGCGCCGCGCGGCGUGCGCGCCCGAGUCGCUCUCGGCGCUCGCCGUGCGCGACGACGGCCGGUUCGUCGGCGUCGGCACCAUGUUCAGCGGCUCCGUCGACAUCUACGUCGCCUUCAGUCUGCAGCGAGUGCUGCACGUGAAGAAUGCGCACAUGAUGUUCGUCACAGGACUGGAGUUCCUGCCGGUGCGCGGCUACGGGCCGCCAGUCGCCAGCCGCAGCGAGGCAGCCCUGCUGUCUAUCAGUGUGGACAACUGUCUUUGUGUCCACAGCCUGCCGCCGCGCAAAACCAUACCGGCGUGGGUGGCGAUCAUCCUGAUAAUAUUCGUGCUAUUUUGUACAUUCACGCUAUGCUCGUACCUAGGUAUUUAGCCUGUAAAUAUUAUUGAAUUAAUUAUAUUGUUAUUGUCUGCGAAGAUUGUUUCCUGAGAAAUGCAUGGACGGGUCGCCUUGAGACUUGAGAUGCGUUGUUGUUCAACAAUUGUGUAAACAUUACGCGGUUGACGUCGAAUUUUGCUAGCAUUGUCACGUGAAAUUACGUUUUGUUCCGAGCGAUCUUAAAAACUCAAUGACUAUGAUGUAUAUCUAUGGUGUCAAUUUAAAGUAUGUAAUAUGUACUUGCUUUUGCCCGCGGCUUCACCGCAAAUUAUAGCCUAUAUUAUGUUAUUCUGGGUUAUAAAGAAUAAUACUGUAAAGUUUCAUCAAAAUCCGUUGAGUAGUUUUUGCGUGAAAGAGUAACAAACAUGUUGACAUCCAGAUAUCCAUACAAACUUUCGCAUUUAUAAUAUUAGUAAGAUUACCUUUAAAAUGGCACCAUUUUUAUUUAUGUAUCUUCUAGUAGUCAUUUAGUUCUUAUGAUCGCUCGAAACAAAUAGGGUGCUUCCAUACUUUUGCUCGCUAGUGCAGAUUUAUGGCGUACCGACAGUAAAAAAAUCAAUAUCUCAUAAUCUGACAUGUGAGUUUAACGACACAAAUAAACAACAUGAAGUCUAUGUUACCUUUAUGACAGUUAGGAAUAUUUAGGAGACUAAUGGUCUUGAUUUUAAGAUGUUAACCAACGGUUCAAAAAGCAUCCAUCCAUAGAUAGAUGAGUCGUAAUCUGAAACGACGCUUAAAACUUCUUUCAAACUCAAGUACAGAUUCAAAUCUGUUGGUUAAAUUAUGUAUCUUAAAAUCUUGCCCAUUUCUAGAUUAAAAUCCCAAACCCGUGCUUAGGUGGUGAUGUUGAAAGCUUGCGAGUUAGUUAACUAUAGUCUGGUCUGUGAGCAUGUAGAAUUUUGUCCAAUGACCCUAAGCUACCCAUCCUUGUCGCUCGCGCGUAAUUAUAUUGCUGUCGCGACUGUGCAACGCGCGCCCGCAGUGAGUGUGCGAGCGCGACAGCAACAUAAUUACGCGCGAGCGAUAAGGAUGGGUAGCUUGGGGUCAUUGGACAAAAUUAUACGUGCUCACAGACCGGGCUUUAUCUUUGUUGAUUCUCACCUCGGGUUGCAACAUCAUAAAUUAACUAUAACAAACGUUAAAUGUCUGUUAAACUCCAUACAAAAACACCGGUUAUAGUUACAGUUACGGUUAAAAUUAAGGUGGUGUAACUUAGGCUUCAUAUUUAAAGGUUAGUACUUCAAAACUCGUGAUUGUAAGCUGAUGUAAUUUUGCCACAACAAAAGUACUGAUUUGCCAACUUUAUUGUACAAAAGUUGCCUUUGCUAAAAACUAGCGAUAGAUUUAUAAUCAAAGAAAUUGUGUUAUAGUUGUAAAAUUAUGAAAAAAUACUUAUUAUAAAGGAAUUUAUUUUGAUCAAUACAUGAAGUCUUUAACUUAUUCGGAAUGUUAUAAAAUGAUGACAAUUAAGAAUAUUGCUUGAUUUAUUAUUUUAAAAUUGUACCGCAAUAUUUAAAAUUUAGCAAUAAGUUUUUUCUAGAAUGUAUAUUAUGCUCGAAGUGGUAUUUAUUUAUUAUAAUUCUGAAUAGCAUUUAUAUUCACGUCGAUAAAAUUCUUCACUUUGAAAUUAAUAAAUUAUUAUCUAUCUCUAUACUUUUUGUAAGGAGUGAAAGGGAUAGCAUAAAUGGCCGUAUAGAAUAAAGCCCAAUAUAUUUUAUCAAAGCAAAUACAAAGAGUUGCAUACAAUAUAAUGUUUAUCCUUAUGUUGUGUAGGGGAGAAAUGCUGCCAAACGUGUCCCUAGACAUACAGGGUGUUGAUUUCAAUCCUCGCCAUAAGUAUUUAUUUGGUGUAGUGGAAUAUUUUGGCGAAUAUUUUCCGCACUGUGGCUCGCAAUACUGCAAUAAGUUUACACUGCGGCAUCAUCGAGCUACGCGGAUCGCUUGCUUAUCAUGUUGGGUAGUCUACUGAAGGAAGCCACGUAAAGUAGGUAGUGUAAAUAGGUAUUUUUCUUUGACUAACUAAAGAAGAUCGUUUUAAAUUUUUUUCGAAGUCAAUUUUUUUACUGAUUCGUGAUCAGAAUAAGCUACUUAAUCAACUCCCUAAAUAUGGCGAGAAUUGAAAUCAACACCCUGUAUAUUGAAGUCUUGCAACAAACUCAACGCUGGUACAGUCAGCGUCAAAUAGUUCGUGACACCCAAAAUGGUCAAGGAGUUGACAACACAUCCUUAUUUGUAACAGAGAGGUGUUGCGACUUUUUGGCAACUUUGGAUGUCACAUCUUAUUCAGUGGUUAUUAUGGCUACAUUAAUAAUUUAUAACUUUAUAUUACUCAUUUCUCCCCUACUCAUAUGAGGCUUAUGAAUAAAUCCGUCUAUAGUGCAUCUGUUGAAACUAUUUGUUACUAAAUAGGAAAUACUUAAACUUAAAACUUGGGUAAGACUCCCCGUAGGCAACAGACUUUUUACCGGCCGAUAGUUCUUCGAGUGUAUGAGGAAUCGGUCGAUACCAAAUUGGUGUAAUGUGCGCACUUUCAUACACAAACCGAU
This is a messenger RNA of Ostrinia nubilalis (European corn borer), 4038 nucleotides long. RefSeq names its product prolactin regulatory element-binding protein. Gene Ontology annotation, cellular component: endoplasmic reticulum membrane. Gene Ontology annotation, molecular function: GTPase activator activity; protein binding; guanyl-nucleotide exchange factor activity. NCBI's taxonomy places the organism in Eukaryota, Metazoa, Arthropoda, Insecta, Lepidoptera, Crambidae. Gene Ontology annotation, biological process: protein secretion. The transcript has 7 exons. The record is from RefSeq and is a predicted model, not a curated record. Bases 191 to 1486 code for a protein of 431 amino acids.